CUCCAGCGCCCAGCUGCUCGCACAGCGCAGUUCCGACCCACAGCCUGGCACCCUUCGGCGAGCGCUGUUUGUUUAGGGCUCGGUGAAUCCAAUCAGGAGCGCAGGCUGCAGUUUUCCGGCAGAGCAGUAAGAGGCGCCUCCUCUCUCCUUUUUAUUCACCAGCAGCGCCGCGCAGACCCCGGACUCGCGCUCGCCUGCCGGCGCCCACAACCUCUCUCCGCGCUCGAGAGCAGUCUCCGCCGCCGCCGUUCUCCAUGCGCAGCGCGCACCCGAGGAGCUAGAAGUUAGCUUGGAGAGGCGCCGGACCGUGGAUGGCCUUGACUGACGGCGGCUGGUGCCUGCCGAAGCGCUUCGGGGCCGCGGCUGCGGACGCCAGCGACUCCGGAGCCUUUCCAGCGCGGGAGCCCUCCACGCCGCCUUCCCCCAUCUCCUCCUCUUCCUCCUCCUGCUGCUCCCGGGGUGGGGAGCGUGGCCCCGGCGGCGCCAGCAACUGCAGGACGCCGCAGCUCGACACGGAGGCGGCGGCGGGACCCCCGGCCCGCUCGCUGCUGCUCACCCCGUACGCCUCGCAUCCCUUUGGGGCUCCCCACGGACCUUCGGCGCCCGGGGUCGCUGGCCCCGGGAGCGCCCUGUCGAGCUGGGAGGAUCUACUGCUCUUCACUGACCUCGACCAGGCCGCGACGGCCAGCAAGCUGCUGUGGUCCAGCCGCGGCGCCAAGCUGAGCCCCUUCGCACCCGAGCAGCCCGAGGAGAUGUACCAGACCCUCGCCGCCCUCUCCAGCCAGGGGCCGGCCGCUUACGACGGCGCGCCCGGCGGUUUUGUGCACUCUGCAGCCGCCGCCGCAGCCGCCGCCGCCGCGGCCAGCUCCCCGGUUUACGUGCCCACCACCCGCGUGGGCUCCAUGCUGCCGGGCCUGCCCGGCGGCGGAGGCGGCAGCCUGGCGGCCAUGGGCGGCCGCGAGCAUCAGUACAGCUCGCUGUCGGCCGCGCGGCCGCUGAACGGGACGUACCACCAUCACCAUCACCACCACCCGAACCCCUACUCCCCCUACGUGGGUGCACCGCUGACUCCCGCCUGGCCCGCAGGACCCUUUGAGACCCCAGUGCUGCACAGCCUGCAGAGCCGCGCCGGAGCCCCGCUCCCGGUGCCACGGGGCCCCAGCGCAGACCUGCUGGAGGACCUGCCCGAGAGCCGUGAGUGCGUGAACUGCGGCUCCAUCCAGACGCCGCUCUGGCGGCGGGACGGCACCGGCCACUACUUGUGCAACGCCUGCGGCCUCUACAGCAAGAUGAACGGCCUCAGCCGGCCCCUCAUCAAGCCGCAGAAGCGCGUGGUGAGUGCGAGCGCCGCCCUCCCCUGCGGCCGGGCCCCGAGCGGCGCUUCUGCUGUGGCCCCGGCGCUGCCGGCUCGCCCCGGGCGCCCCCGCGGCAACAGGUGCGGCGCGGCCCGGGGCCGCCGGGGUCUGCCCGAGAGCGGGGACCCAGCUGUCCCCUUCACACCCGCGAGCGCCCGAGUGGAGGUUGUCCCGAAGAAACCAGCCUUUGGGGAACGAAGACAGCCUUUCCCCACCUUUACACCCAGGGCAUGA
This is a messenger RNA of Leptonychotes weddellii (Weddell seal), 1589 nucleotides long. Lineage: Eukaryota; Metazoa; Chordata; Mammalia; Carnivora; Phocidae. The record is from RefSeq and is a predicted model, not a curated record.